GUGAGCAGGUAGCGCAUCGGAUUGUGGUGGUAGGUAGUGCCCGACAGUGGUGGUGCGUCCCUGGUUUGGGAGGAGAGAUCGGGAGAGAGUAUAGAGGAAGGAGGUAGUGGUACUUCGGGGGUGGUGGCGGUGGGUCUGGGGUUUGGGAGGGAGGAGGAAGUGGAGGGGGGGGAGAUUUAACACGCAGAUUGGGGGGUUAGUCGGAGGUGAAGGCUGAUGCUCUAAGGGGAUAAACCAAAGCCUAGGCAAUUCCAAGAUGCGCCAUGUAAACCAAAGACGCAUUCCCAAGAUGCGCUACUUACUGACGUCGCAAGUAUUUUUACAAAACGUUUCAAAAGACAUUGUCCAAUACGUUUCCAAAACGCGGACAGAUCGGCGAAAGCGCAAUCAUUUGUCGACGAUUGAUUUGAGAUCAUCGUUUUGAUAGUGGCAAGCAUAUAUUUUAAAUCGGAUUCCGACUAGAAAGUGUCAGGAUUCGCAGCGGAGACAAUUGAUGGCAGCAGUUGUGGAACCCAAGAAGAUCAUCAUCGACACCGACCCCGGCAUCGAUGAUGCCAUGGCAAUAUUUGUGGCGUUACGGUCACCAGAAGUGGAAGUGAUUGGACUUACAACGAUAUAUGGAAAUGUCUAUACAACACUUGCUACUAGAAAUGCAUUGCAUUUGUUGGAGGUUGCGGGGAGGACUGACAUCCCGGUGGCUGAAGGAUCUCAUGUCACAGUAACUAAAGGUACAAAACUCCGAAUAGCUGAUUUUGUACAUGGUGCUGAUGGACUGGGCAACCAAAACUUCCCCCCGCCACUAGGAAAGCCAGUUGAACAGUCAGCAGCUGCUUUUCUUGUGGAGCAAGCCACCCUUUAUCCUGGAAAAGUCACUGUGGUGGCGCUCGGGCCUCUGACAAAUAUUGCUCUGGCUAUUCAAUUAGAUCCUGCAUUUACUAAGAAUAUUGGGCAGAUUGUUGUUCUUGGCGGUGCUUUUGCAGUAAAUGGAAAUGUGAAUCCAGCUGCGGAGGCCAAUAUUUUUGGAGAUCCAGAUGCUGCAGACAUUGUGUUCACAAGUGGAGCAGAUGUUUUGGCUGUUGGCAUUAAUGUUACCCAUCAGGUUUUUAUGACAGAUGGUGAUCGUGACAGGCUGGCAAACUCAAAUGGAAAAUUUUCCCAGUACCUGUGCAAGAUCUUAGAUGUGUACUUUUCGUAUCAUCGUGAUGCUUACUGCACAAAAGGUGUUUACCUUCAUGAUCCAACAGCCCUUCUUGCAGCUGUUAAUCCUUCCCUGAUCACUUAUACAGAAGGGGUCGUGAGAGUCCAAACAAUUGGCAUCUCAAGGGGCCUCACGUUGUUUUACAACAAACAGAAAAGGUUUGGUGAAGUUACUGAGUGGUCGGAUAAACCCUCAGUCAAGGUGGCUGUCACUGUUGAUGCUCCUACCGUUCUGAAAUUGGUUAUGGAACGGCUUAUGGAUUCAUAGAUUACUAUUUGUGUAGACUGGAUGGUCUGGACCGGAGCUACCCUCUGUCGCGCUUGAUUGUUUCCAAUCUCUGCUUUCAAAGUUGUUACAUUUGGGCACACUUAUGGGGAGUUUCUGCAGAAUUUCAAAUCCAGAAAUAUAUAGUGGUUAUGUAUUAUGUCUUGUUCAUGGAUUCUUUGUUUAGAACUCUGCCAAUAUUCCUGCAUCAAUGAAAUCCUUGCAGUUUCUUCUC
Molecule: messenger RNA, 1697 nt
Organism: Rhododendron vialii
Lineage: Eukaryota; Viridiplantae; Streptophyta; Magnoliopsida; Ericales; Ericaceae
Product: probable uridine nucleosidase 2
Exons: 10
Coding region: 494-1465 (323 amino acids)
Biological process (GO): purine nucleoside catabolic process
Cellular component (GO): cytosol
Molecular function (GO): purine nucleosidase activity
Source: RefSeq, a predicted model, not a curated record